This is a messenger RNA of Dermacentor andersoni, 1140 nucleotides long. RefSeq names its product scoloptoxin SSD14-like. Gene Ontology annotation, molecular function: glutathione gamma-glutamate hydrolase. Gene Ontology annotation, biological process: glutathione catabolic process. The record is from RefSeq and is a predicted model, not a curated record. NCBI's taxonomy places the organism in Eukaryota, Metazoa, Arthropoda, Arachnida, Ixodida, Ixodidae. Gene Ontology annotation, cellular component: plasma membrane.
GUUGCGGCUGUACCAAAAACUGGCGGUGCUCUAUUUCUCUUUCUCCUUAAGCUACGCCAUCUUCUUGGAUCCAGAGUCUUCCAGCGUGUUGCAGAUGUCCGGCGGGGACCUACACAGGUAACCAUGAGCUCCCACCCUUUCUCAACCUGCUUGCUGUGAAAGCUCCUCUAAUGUCCCUGUAUAGACAGCAUGAAGGGUGCUUCAAAAUGCAGGCAGAAAAUGGUGAUCUUAUAAUGCCAGGCCAGUUCAACGCCAGCAGUAACUAUGUUUCAAUGCCAAGUCAUCGCUUUAACUUAGCAUCCACUCCAUAGCAUGACGACUCGCGCGCGUAUUCCCGUGUCUCUACAAGCACAUGUCCUUUCUUGUAGGCUCGUCGAGACGCUGAAGUUUGCGUACGCCAGAAGAGCAGAUUUCGGGGACGAAGAAAAGUCACGAAACAACGAGAACGUGAUCUUCAAAGAAAUAAUUGACAAAAUUAAUAAGACGCUGGACAGCCAUCGCCCACUCGAGGACGCCGAAGCCUACGGCCUGAAGCACGUUUUCGCCCAAGACUACGGCGGCGCCCACCUGUGCAUUAUCGCUCCCAACGGCGAUGCCUUCUCGAUCACCUCCAGCCUCAAUAGCGAGUUCGGCAGCAUGUUCACCACGUCAUCUGGCCUACUGCUGAACAAUUACAUGGACGCGUUUGUCAAGCACGCCAGCGACGACGCUCCGACGGCGAAUCUUCUCGGCCCGUCCAAGGCGCCCAUGACAUCGCUGGCGCCUGUCAUUGUCACCAGAAUGUCGUCACUAUCCCCGCUGCAUUCGCUAUUUGGGGGCACGGGCGGCAUGGCGGGACUGUCUGCCGUCGCCCAGCUCCUCACAUGCGCCGCAAAGUGCGCUUAUCACGACUGUGCUCUCAACGAAGCCAGGGUGCAUCCAGAGCUGGCCUCUGGGCAGUUCACUACGAACGUCGCCGGCAAGGACAAUGAUUUCAACACGAAGGGAAAGCUUGAAUCCUUCGGCCAGAAAGUGUCGGAGAAGUUCAUUCCCACCACGGCCAUGGGAAUCAUACCGACGCGUGGAGGAACCUACUUGGCCAUUAACGACACCAAGCACAUUGACGGCGGGAACACUGGUGGUUCGGAUGGCCACCUUUAG